UUUUAUAGUAUUUUUUUAUAGUAUCAAUUUCACGAUUCUUGUGUUGAAUUUUCACUACAAAUUUGAAAAAAUAGGAGAUCUGUUAGAGUGGAUGGUGAAAAUAUGACUGACGCGUAGCUGCGUUAGAAAAAUUUUUGAUCAAUAAAAUCUAUAACAACAAUAGUAGAGAGUAUAAGUUUUGAAGAAACUUUUUGAACUUAGUAUGUAACUUCUAGCAUAUAAUUUUUAAAUAGGAAAUUAUGAUUUCCGGAACCACGUCAAUGUUGCGUACACAAAGACAACGCACCACAUAAUACAUCAAACAGUGCGAUUAGCUGUCCAUAAAAGUUAGUUCUUUGCAUUAUGUCUCAACCUGAAAGAAGCGAUUACGUAAAAUUUCGCGGAGUUACAAAAAGUUUCAUGACCAUCUGUGGACUGUGGCAUUAUGAAACUACAAGUUUGUUUUAUCGACUCAUACCGUACAAACAAAUAGUGUUCAUUGUAACUCUAAUAAUGGCAAUACUAAAAUUCAUCUAUGAGAAUCACUCAAAUUUGCUUUUUGUCGUAAAUUGCUUAAAUUUUGUGACCGGUUAUAUGUUUACUUGUUUCAAGGUGUUAAGUUUUAUUUUAAAUAAAGAAAAUUUAAAAAAUCUUCAAAAAGCUCUUGACCUUAACUUCGAUGAUAUGCUAGAAGAUUCUAAAAUAUCAAAGCUCAUUCUAAAUAAAAUCAGUAUCUUUAAAUCUAUUUCGCUAGUUUAUGCAAUAAGUGUUGUUCUUACUACGACCUUUUAUAUGAGCAUUCCAGCAUACAUGAUUUCAUACAUAAGUUAUCAUAAAAUUAAUGUAACUCAAUAUCCUUUGCUGUACCCAGCUAGUUACAUGUGGAAGAGGCCGGCGAAAGGAUUAUUUUAUCAACUGAAUUUUUCAUUUGAAUUUGCUACUGCAGUGUUUAUAAACGCGGUCACAGUAAGCAUCGAUACCACGUUUAUGUUGUACGUUUUCCAAAUGAUUGGACAGUUACGUAAAAUUUCGUACUAUGUUACGAAUACUGGCAAGAAAAGUGACCAAAGUCAUGCAUUAUCGACUUAUGUUUCUCAAUAUGUAAAUUUGAUUAAAUACAAGGAUUCGUUUGAAAAAGUUUAUGGUCCAAUAAUACUGAUACUGUUGACUACUAAUGCAGUUGUUCUUUGUACAAUAUUAUUCCAAUUAACACACGUAAGAGGUUUUUCUGGUAAAUCAAUUAUCCAAGGACUAUCAUAUCUGUUAAACCUAAUACUAAAGGUAACUCAAACAUUUUUGUACUCAUGGAGUGGUUCAUGCUUAACAGAAGAGAGUGAAAAGUGUCAAUAUGCAGUGUUUUCUGCAAAUUGGCACGGGAACAAAAAAAUGAUGAGUUCAAUAGUCAUUAUACUUUCACAGCGACCUUUAUUUUUAACAGCAUGCAAUUUUACAACUGUUAAUGUUCGAAUUUUUGUUAUGAUAUUACAAACAUCGAUGUCAUACUUUUUUCUUUUACAAACACUUGACGAGAAUCAUUAAUUAAUCUUUUAUACUCAAAGCCAAAUAUUGACAUACAAUAUGAAAAAUAUAUUUAGCAGAUAAUUUUAGUAAAUAAUUAAAAAACAUAUUUACACAAACAUCACAAAAU
Messenger RNA from Cotesia glomerata, 1627 nucleotides. Its product is annotated as odorant receptor 4-like. The record is from RefSeq and is a predicted model, not a curated record. Lineage: Eukaryota; Metazoa; Arthropoda; Insecta; Hymenoptera; Braconidae. Gene Ontology annotation, cellular component: plasma membrane. Gene Ontology annotation, biological process: detection of chemical stimulus involved in sensory perception of smell; sensory perception of smell. The transcript has 5 exons. Bases 343 to 1518 code for a protein of 391 amino acids. Gene Ontology annotation, molecular function: olfactory receptor activity; odorant binding.